GAGGACAACCCGCACGCCAAGCAGACGGAGAUUGGCCAGAAGUUCGGAGUUGAGCGAAGGUGUUGCGAAGAAAGGAGCUCUACCUCAACCUGGACAGCCAGGGUGGCUCUCCGGUCAAGAAGACCAAGGGGAAGUCCCCGCCAGACAUCGAGCGCGCCCUCGCCAACUGGGUCAGGGGGCAGCAGAAGAAGGGAGUCGUGGUCAGCGACUCGCAGAUGGAGGAGAAGGCGAGGGUGUUCUGUACCGGAUCGGACAGCCCCCUCAAGGCCAUCACCGCCUCCUGGAUCGAGAAGUUCAAGCAGAAGCACAAUAUCGGCCCUGGGAAGCUGAUUCGCAGAGCGUCGGAGACCGCGAUCCCUGACAGCGCUCGAUUGGACACGAGCUCGCCCUCGCUGUCCACCACCCAGACGCCAGGGGGGAUUUCGCCGGCAUCGCCGACCAAUCAAGUACCGUCGCCCCAGGCCUCGUCGGCGAACGAGAAGCCGGAGGGGAAGGACUCCAUUUCUACUGGCUUCAUGGACUUCGAGGCGAACGGGUACCGGAACCCACACUCGCAGAGCACCACCUCGCUUUCAAGUGCCGUCACGGACCCGCCAAGCUCGACGUUUUCUGCGGACGCCUUUAGCCCGACCUCCCAGUUCAACUUCUCGCCAGACCCCAACACGGGCAUGUUUGGAGACCGAAGUCAGAUCCUGCCAGGAAACUCCAACUUCCAGCGCCCCCGGAGCCAGACGGUACCAGAUAUUGGCCACCUCGACUACAUCAACCAGUCGCAGCCCACCGAUCCCCUGACCCCGAAGUACAGCCAGUCUGGGACAGCGCCCUCUUCGGCCCUCGAGUCCCCCGCUAACGAGCUCUCGGCCACACCCUUUGGGGGGCUGGACUCGGCCAUCUCCCCACCGACACCGCUGCACCAUGUGAGUAGCAACAGCAGCCUGGCGGGGAGGUCCAGCUGCUCGGGGCCGGCAGUCUCCGGGACGCCGAUGGGAUCGUCGCCCAGCUCGCCGACCCAGGAAGACGCCAGGCGGGCAGCCGACACGCUCCUCAGUUUUAUGCAGCAUGUCAAGUCUACGGGCCUGGUCGACCAGAACGAAUUCCUCAUAGUCUUAGGCCUCACCGAGAAGCUGAGGUUGCAAUCCCAACAGCAGCUGCUGCACGGAGGGCCACAGGCCAACUCGGCCACUCAGGGGCUGGGCGGCUUGUCGAGAAUACCGGAGGGCGACACCGAGAUGGCGACGAUCCCCUCGCCUCUGGUGAAGCACGAAGCGACGAUGAGCGCGUAGUGGCGGUUCGAGCUGUCUGUCUUUGGGUUCUGCUCUCCUAGAUUUUUCACUGUCCGGACUGCGGUGGAUGCUGUUCAAUAAUCGCUACGUUGCCUAUUCUACAUUGCCGAGAAUCUCCCUCCCCUGUCGCGUCACCGACAACAACGGCUUCUCGUAACAAUAGCGGAGUCGAACUGCUGGAACUCCCUAAGGCUUAAAGACGAGAGAGGGAGCCUCUGAUGUCGGUACUCGAAACAACCCCGUA
Durotheca rogersii is the source of this 1527-nucleotide messenger RNA. RefSeq lists its product as uncharacterized. Lineage: Eukaryota; Fungi; Ascomycota; Sordariomycetes; Xylariales; Xylariaceae. Bases 216 to 1283 code for a protein of 355 amino acids. The transcript is spliced from 2 exons. The record is from RefSeq and is a predicted model, not a curated record.